AUGGACUCAGAGACCGGCGUCUCAAAUAAGGAGUACACAGUCUUGUUCUUUCCGUCACUUACAGCUGCGAGAUUCCAAAGACCAUCCAUGAUGGCUUCAGUUUCGGAUCUAAGAACGUUGUAUCCGUCAUUCGACCAAAAUCCAACGCAGUACUUGGCAACCACCUCUCAUGGAAGAUCUGCCCGCGAUAGGCUGGUGAAGUGUAUGGGAGAUCUUUUCGUCGCAGACAGAGAGAAACACAAUAUUCCAGUUAGGGAUAUCUCGGCGGCAGGGAAAGUUGACAAAUACAACAUCCCCAAUGACGACAAAUUAAAGAAAACCCUCGGUGGCGUCCCAACAAGCGGAACGAGUAAUAUCUCAACAGAAGACAUCACUUCUCCUUUCAACCCAGACGCAAAAUGUCGAUUUGUACAUUUGUGCGCGGAAACCACCGUCGGGCGCCUGGAACUGAAUAUAAGGAUGCUGCUCCGCCUGGUGACUUUCUACCAAGUCAUGCCGCAGUUCCUGGAUUUUCUUCACGUAUACGCCUCACGUCAUAGCAGGGAUAGGGAACUCCGCUUCAGCGGCUUCAGGACAGACAAAACUCUGACGGAUCCUGUCGAUGGAGCCAUGAUCCCUGAACUCGGAAGGAGCGGCAGGAGGUAUCAGCUCUGCUUCAACCUCAAGACCGUAUCUCCCAAAGACGGAGGAGACUGGAAGAUUCGACAGGCUGUCUUCCAUCACCAGUUCGAUCUGGGGCAGGGCACUCAACUUUGGAUCAUCGGGGACCCUCACGCCACGCUCAAGAAACGCAUUGUAGAUCUCUUUCCAGAAUGGAAUCUCUAUCCAACGAGCUUCAGCACCGUCCAGCAGGGGUUCGCCACAUCCCUCGAAGUGAAUUUGGAUUUUGCGCAGUGGGCGACGUCGGAAUGGAGAUGGCACAUUUUGUUUCUCGAGGAGAGAGCAGAAGAGCUGACCAAGCCUGCUCGUAUCAGAGAAAAGGUGCAUAUCGAGAAGCUGGAGCCAGAGUCCCUGAGUGAUGUUCAGAAGUGGGAAGAAAAAACAAAUGAUACAAUCAUGGCCAUGGAAUCCAACGUGAACAUCAUGCGGCUCCAACAGAAGUUUUACCAGGACCUAGUCAAGGACGAUAACUUCCCUCAACGAGAGCAGGAGAAGUGCCGGAAAAAUGUGGAAUGCUACGUAUCACACCUGGAGGAGCUUAUUUGCGAGACUCAAAUGCAGAUAACGAGAGCCAACAUCCUGGUCAAGACGGUCGGAGACAGGAAGACGAUCCUCAUUCAGCACCUUCAGACGCAGAAUGCCAUCAUAGCUUCCAAGCUCACAGCCACAAUGUACGAACAAGCCGACCGCAGUGCUGUGGAGACCAUCGCAGUUAGGAUCGUGACCAUUGUUACUUUGAUCUAUUUGCCUGCAACUUUCUCUAGCACUUUCUUCAGCACAGAUAUUAUCAAGUUCGAGAAUGGCGAGGUUUUUUCGCAGGUCGCUCUGGAGCGGUUCCUCCAGGUCACGCUGCCCCUCAUGUUUCUGACGUUCUUUUCCGCCGGGCUAUGGUUCUGGAUGGAGUGGCGUAAACGCGCCCACAGAUCCCGUCGAUUCAAGAUUGAAUAUUCCGAUAUAUUCCCACAAGACGAAGAAAAAGUUUGA
Molecule: messenger RNA, 1644 nt
Organism: Colletotrichum higginsianum IMI 349063
Lineage: Eukaryota; Fungi; Ascomycota; Sordariomycetes; Glomerellales; Glomerellaceae
Product: Fungal specific transcription factor domain-containing protein
Exons: 5
Coding region: 1-1644 (547 amino acids)
Source: RefSeq, a predicted model, not a curated record